Molecule: messenger RNA, 1210 nt
Organism: Vigna unguiculata (cowpea)
Lineage: Eukaryota; Viridiplantae; Streptophyta; Magnoliopsida; Fabales; Fabaceae
Gene: SYP112
Product: syntaxin of plants 112
Biological process (GO): intracellular protein transport; vesicle fusion; exocytosis
Cellular component (GO): plasma membrane; endomembrane system; SNARE complex
Molecular function (GO): SNAP receptor activity; SNARE binding
Source: RefSeq, a predicted model, not a curated record
GUAAAGUAAAACCUCUCCCGAACCACGUUUCUCUAUGCGUCGCACAAUAAAGAAUCAAUUUUGAUGUCACUUGCAGCGUGACAAAAUCUUGCGUCCAUUGAGAAAUUUCACUCAUUUCUUGAAUUUGUCCAAAAGGGUGGGAUUUUGCAAAACUUUGCAAAGAUGAAUGAUUUGAUGACAAAAUCGUUCCUAAGUUAUGUGGAACUUAAGAAACAGGCACAGAAGGAUCGUGAAGGCGAUCUUGACAUUGAGGCAGGGAAACUCAACCCCAGGGAAGACCCAAACCUCUCUCAGUUCUUUCAAGAAGUUGAAGCAAUCAAGGUUGAAAUGGAAGAGAUCACCAAUCUCUUAUUUGAUCUUCAGCAACUGAAUGAAGAGGCAAAGUGCACCCACAGUGCCAAAGUGCUUCGUGGCCUAAGGGACCGGAUGGAGUCUGACAUGGUUGCCGUGCUUCGCAAGGCACGGAUUAUCAAGACAAAGCUUGAGGUUCUUGACAAAUCCAACAUAGUCAACCAUGGUUUGUCAGAAUACUACAAAGAGGGGAGCCCAAUUUACAGGACCAGAAUGUCUGUCACAAAUGGUUUGAGGGUCAAGCUUAGGGUCAUGAUGAAUGAUUUUCAGUCAUUGAGAGACCAAAUUCUAUCUGAUCACAAGGAAGAUUUGAAGAGAAGGUACUACACAGCAACGGGUGAGGUUCCCACCGAAGAGGUGAUGGAGAAGAUGGUUUCUGGGAGUCUGAAAGUGGAGUUUUUUGCUGGGAAAACGGAUGCAGAAUUGGACACUCAAGUUAGGCAUGAGGCAGUGAUGGAUAUCCAGAGGAGUUUGAAUAAGCUUCACCAGGUUUUUCUUGAUAUGGCUGUUCUGGUUGAGACACAGGGAGAAAGCGUGGAUAACAUUGAGGAGAAUGUGGCUAAUGCGGGUAACUUCAUCCAUGGUGGAACUAAUAGUCUCUACUAUGCCAGCCAGAUGAAGAAGAAGAACAGAAAGUGGGUGUGUUGGGUUUUUGCUGUGGGGCUGAUUAUACUACUCGUAUGCAUCGUUGCAAUGUUGUCUUCUUGACUAGAGCAAUUGGCAAGGAGAGUGGUUUGGAGUUUUGAGACUGUAAAGCUACUUUCAUUUUACAGUUCAGUGGUUCUUGUGUUGUUGGGAACAGUUAUGUUGAUUGAUUCAAACUUGUUCAUGAGAACAAAAUUUUACCGAAUAGAAUUGA